Plasmodium reichenowi is the source of this 4018-nucleotide messenger RNA. Its product is annotated as phosphatidylinositol-glycan biosynthesis class O protein, putative. NCBI's taxonomy places the organism in Eukaryota, Apicomplexa, Aconoidasida, Haemosporida, Plasmodiidae. Gene Ontology annotation, cellular component: endoplasmic reticulum membrane. Gene Ontology annotation, biological process: GPI anchor biosynthetic process. The record is from RefSeq and is a predicted model, not a curated record. The transcript is spliced from 4 exons. The annotation marks the transcript as partial. Gene Ontology annotation, molecular function: mannose-ethanolamine phosphotransferase activity.
AUGAAAAUUAAAUAUAAUAUUAAAAAAAAAAAUGAUAACCUACAUCAUUUCAUAAGUAAUCAUACGCUAAUAUUUUCUAUUAUCCUACUUAUAAAUCUAUUGAUUUUUUUCUCAUUUAUCAAUGGCUAUUUUUAUGCAAGACAAACACUUGAAGAAAAAUCAGAAAAUCUUGAGCUUUUUAGUAGGAAAGUAUUUGGAGAUGAAUACGUAGAAAGUUUGAAAAAGAAAAAAAAUACUUUUUCGAUUAUUAAUGCACCAUAUGAUAAAGUAGUUAUACUUUUAAUAGAUUCCUUAAGAUUUGAUUUUACCCUAUACGAUACUAAUUAUGAAAAGGAAUUCAUAGGAAAAGAAAAAAAUACCGAUAUCUACAAUAAUAUAUCUAGCAAAAAAAAAAAUAUAUCAAAUGAUGGGGGAAAAAAAAACUCAUUAUUUUUUUUAAAUAACAUGAUAAAUGUACAUCACAUUUUACAAAAUGAAAAAAACAACACUUUAUUAUUCCGGUUUGAUGCAGAAGCCCCUACAAUAACAACUUCAAGGAUAAAAUCUAUAUUUAUGGGUACAAUACCAAAUUAUAUGGAAGUAAAUGAAAACUUUAGUCCUACGACUAGUGUUGAAGAUAAUUUUUUUGAACAGCUUCAUUUAAAUAAUAAAAAAGCAAUAGCUAUAGGUGAUAAUACCAUUACUCAUUUGAUGAAACAUUUUUCUAAAGAAUUAGUUUAUGAGAGCUUUAAUGUUUUUGAUUUUUAUUCAUUAGAUAUUGCUGCAAAGAAACAUUUUUAUGAAGAAUACGAAUCAAAUGAUUGGGAUAUUAUGUAUAUACAUAUGUUAGCAGUUGAUCAUAUUGGACAUAUAAAAACACCCAACUCAAAAAUCAUGGGAGAUGCCUUAAAAGAUUUUGAUACAUUCAUAUAUGAUAUUAUAAAUAAAAUAAAAUUAGAUAAUCUUAAAAAUAUUAGCACAGAAGAAAAAGAAAAAAGGAAAAUAAUAAAAAAAAAAAAAUUUAAAACUUAUAGAAACGGUCAUCAUAUAAAAAAUGAAAAUGAUCAUACUAUUGAAGAUAUAAAAAAUGAAAAUGAUCAUACUAUUGAACAUAUACAAAAUGAUAAUGAUCAUACUAUUGAACAUAUACAAAAUGAUAAUGAUCAUACUAUUGAAGAUAUACAAAAUGAUAAUGAUCAUACUAUUGAAGAUAUUGAAAAUCAAAGGGAACAAAAAAAUGAUGAUAAAAAAACACUGUUCAUAUUUUUUGGUGAUCAUGGACAGCUAGAUACAGGAGAUCACGGAGGAUACAGCUUGGACGAAACCCAUAGUGCUCUUUUUGCAUAUUCACCCUUAAACUUUAUAUCUUUAGAUAAUGACAUCAUUCAAAAUAAUUUUGUUUUAUAUGAUAAAGAUAAAUUAAAAAAAAAUGUUAACAUACUGAAUGAAGAAAAUACUAAUAAUGAAAAUAUAGAUAAUUAUAAAAAAUAUCAUUCAUAUUUAAAAGAUAGAAAUAAAAAAUAUUCUUACCAUUAUAAUGUUAAAUAUACAAAACAAGUAAAUUUAAUGAGUACCUUAUCCUUAUUAAUUGGGUCAACAUUACCUUAUGGAAAUAUAGGAAAUAUUAUUAUGGAUUUCAUUCCCAAUGCAUAUAUAAAUAAUAAUAAUAAUAAUAAUUUUUCAUUACCUAAUGAACAGACAAAUUUAUAUUAUGAUGUUUUAAAUUUACAUUAUAUUGCUGAAUUAAAUUAUGCUAACUUAUGGCAAUUGAAUAGAUACCUGAAUGAAUAUGAAAAAAAGUAUAAUAUAAUAAAAAAUGAAGAUUAUCAUUUUAUUAAAUCCUCAUGGCAUAAUAUACAAAAAGACAAAAAGGAAUUGUUUUUUCAACCAAAUAAAAAAUUUAUUAAAAAUGACAUUUUAUUAAAAAAAGAAAAAGAAUCAUAUAUAGAAUUCAUAAAUGAAAUGACAACUCUAAUGGAUAUCACACAAAAAUAUUUUUACUAUAUAUUCAACAUAAAAGAAAAAUAUUUCUUAAUUUUAUCUAUUCUUUUAAAUAUAUUCUUAUUAUUAUUUUUAAAACAUUUUUAUUAUUAUUCUAAAUUAAAUUAUUACCAUAAAUUAAUUAAAGGUUCGAAGAUUCUAUUAUGUAUUAGUCUAUUUCUUAAUAUUAUAGUAACCUUUAAUGAUUUUAAUAAAAAUAUUUAUUUAUUACUUUGUAUAUGUGUAUUACUUUUAUAUUUUUUUAUCUUCUGUUUAUCAAGUAAAGAAUAUAAAGAUAUAUUCCGAAUAUUUUCUCAUGCUAAAAUCAUUUUCAUAAGCAAUAAUAUAGAUAUGAUCAUACCUAGUAUAAAAAAUUACAAUAUGAGCCCUAAACGUAACAUGAAUAUUACGAAUAAUGACACCUACCAUACAUCACAUAAGGAUGGGAAAUCUUUCUCAAAUAAAGAAAAGAAACAAAAUAAUACACCUAUGUAUAUAUUAUAUAAUAUUAUUUAUUUAUUAAGAAUAAUUCGAAAAAAAAUUGUUCAGUAUAUAAUCUUUAUACAUUUGACAAUAUACAAUCUAACUAUAGGUAAUAUUAUCUUUAUUCUAUUUAAAUUAUUUCCGAAAAUUAUAACCAUUUCAUUUCAAAUAUUAAGAAGUAAUUUUUUCCUUUUGUUUGUUAUUAUAUGGAGCUCCUGUGAAAUGUCCUUUAAUUAUAUACAUAACGAAAGAUAUUAUAUUCAUUACAUUUUAAUUACAUAUGUUUUAUUUGGCAUGCUUAAAUGGAAGUAUCACCGUGUCUUUAAUAUACUAAAAGCCUUUAUUUUGUUGGUGCUUUUAAUAACUAAUGCUUUGUAUAGCCAUACACCCGAAUAUUUUGACCAUGGUAAAGAAAAAAUAUAUUUAAAAGAAUCUGUACUAAAAUCAGUUUUUCCAAUAUCAUCUUAUAUUCUUAGCUUAAUAUUAAUAAAUAGUGGUAUUAAUAAUUUACUGAAAAAACGAAUAAAAAUAAUAAUAACACAAAUAUGGACAUUACAAUAUAUCCUCGUUUUUUUGUUCCUAAAUAAUAUCUACCAUAGAUAUAUUCAAUUUAUAACACCCCCAAGUAUUUAUUUCUUAACCAUUUCAACCUUCAUAUUCAUACUGUUAAGUAAAAAUAUUUUAAAUGAAAAAGAAAAAUUACAAGAUUCUUUAGACAAAAUAUAUGAAGUCUGUAUUACAUUAUUUGUCAUAAUAAUUACCUCAAUACCUUUGUCUUUUAUUAUAUAUAGCAAUACAAAUUUAGGUGUAUUAUUUCUCUUUUAUAUGACAUUUCUUUUUUUCUACUUUAUUCUUAUAAGUUCCAACUGUUCAGAAAAUAUGAUCCAAAUGAAUGACAUAACAUCUACAUGGAUAAAUGAACAUAUAGAUAAUACAAAUGAUCCUAUAAUUACAAAAGAAAGUUUGGAGAAUAAAGAAAAUUGUCCUUCAUAUAAUACAUAUAUAAAAGAAAAAUUUUAUUAUAAAUUAAUGGUAGAAAAAUUCAAAUUAUUAAAUACAUGCUCUCUAUUAAAUGAAGAAGAAAUAAUGGAAAUACAAAUGUAUAAAUUAAUUAGAGAUAUUUCUUAUUUUUAUAUAAAUGAAACAGAUUUUUAUAUUUUAUCAUGUGUACUUUUAAUAUAUUCUUUUUUUAUAACGGGACAUAAAUUUAUUUUAAAUAACUUACCACUAGUUUCAGGUUAUGUUGGAUUAUAUAAAUAUGUGUGGCCAAUAAGUCAGUUUUAUAUUUUUAAUCAUAUUUUUUUUCCAUUCUUCUUUUCCUUAUUUUUUAUCAUUUAUAUUUAUAACAUAAGAAGGAUAAAAAUUAUAAAUUCGUUUAAGCAAUUUGAUUUGUAUUAUUUUUAUGUUUAUCCACUAAUGAACUUUUCCUUCAAGGCCUCCUUUUUGUUUUGUUGCAAGUUUAUUAUAUCUGUAUGGGUUUCAUAUUACUUGAACCUGCACAUAAUGUUAUAUGAUUAUUUCCUGCCAAAAAUGUUUUACCUAUUCGCUAUGCACCUUAUCAUUAUUAUAUUUUGUU